UCAGUACAAACCGUCAUUUCAACUCUCCGAAUUGUCAAAUCCUACACAAACCUAUUCUUUUUUCUUCUCCCCUGUUCUCCAAACACAACUCACCUCCCUUUAUUAGUUUUAUAUGAUUCAGCUCUGUAGUUGAUCACACAAAGAAGAAUCACGCACAUCAUGCAAACAAGCAAAACAGGGAAGAUGAGUAAUAAGCUCAUCAACCCAGAUGAUGCAGUUGCAGAAGCAGCUGCAAGAGCUCACAUUGAAGAAAUCAGGAAGAAUAAAUUCUCAAUUGGGUCAAAAACGCCUAACCCACUUACGCAAGAUUUACAUCAUGCUGUUACUUGCCUCUCUGCUGAACUUUACACUAAACACGUCCAUUUUCUUAUGGAACUCAUACAGAAUGCGGAGGACAAUCAAUAUGAAGAUAGUGUGCAACCCACCCUCGAAUUUGCACUCACAACCCAAGAUAUUACUGGCUGUGGAGCUCAAGAGACCCUUUUAGUUUUCAACAAUGAGGUGGGCUUUUCAAGGCAAAACAUGGAGUCCAUCUGUAGUGUGGGCAGAUCCACCAAGAAAGGCAGGAGAAGCAAGGGAUUCAUUGGUGAAAAAGGAAUUGGGUUCAAAAGUGUUUUUUUGGUGAGUAAACUACCUCACAUUGUUAGCAGUGGUUACAAGGUAAAAUUUAGUGAAGAACCAGACAAGGACUGUGGUAUUGGAUACAUAGUCCCUGAAUGGAUUUCUGAUGAAUCGUUGGUCUCGAAGAUACAAAUUGUGUAUGGAUCAAACAUCAUACCUACAACAACAAUUCUCCUCCCGUUGAAGACUGAUAAAGUGAAUCCUGUUAAAAUGGAAUUGUCCUCGCUUCACCCUGAGCUACUUCUAUUUUUGUCAAAAUUGAGAAGAUUGUAUGUCCAUGAGAACAGUAGUGGCCCAAAGAACGCAAACAGUGUGACUGCAAUAUCAAUUGUCAGUGAAACUAAUCAUGUCCACUCAAGAGAUAAAGCUGCAGACUCACGUGUCAUUCAUCUGUCAGUGAAGGAAAAGGCAGAUGCUCCUGAUGAGAAGUGCCAGUAUUACUUGUGGAGACAAGCAUUUCCAGUGACACCUGAAGCUAAAGUCAGUGGAAGAGCAGAUGUUGAUGAAUGGAUUUUGUCGCUUGCCUUUCCAUUUGGCAAAAGGCUAAAAAGAGGGACCUCUACCGUCGGUGUCUUUGCUUUCCUCCCAACUUCUAUGGCAACCAACUUUCCAUUUGUCAUUCAGGCUGAUUUCAUCCUGGCUUCUUCGCGAGAGUCUAUUGUGUUUGAUAGUACAUGGAACAAGGGAAUUCUUGAUUGUGUACCUGUAGCGUUUGUCAAUGCUUUUACUUCUUGUGUCAAACAAGGCUCACCUUUAUUUACUGUUGCACAGGCCUUUAUGUUCUUGCCAUCCCAAGCUUGUCCUUUUCCAGAGCUCAAUAAAACUAGAGAAACAAUCCGGAAGAAGCUUUGUGAUGCUGCAAUUGUGCCUUGUGAAACGUUCAACAGUCAAAAAACUUUUUGUAAGCCUAGUUUAGCAGUUAGAAUUCACUCUCGUUUCUGGGAGAUACUGCUUAAGAUGAAGAAAAAAGGGGUCUCUUUGUCAGGCAUUUCUACCAUUGGAGAGUAUUUAGUGCAUUCUUCUUUAGAUCAAGAUAAGUAUGGACCGAGUCUAGACUUUCUUGGUGUCCAUGAACAACUUAAGUGGUAUGGAAAAUGCUUUGAUGCUUGUAAUCUUAUCUCCCAGGCUUCUGAUGACAUGUAUAUUGAUCUCCUGUACUUCAUUAGUAAUCACUUAUUUUACCAUAUCCCAAAAAGUUGCCCUAUCUUAAAGCUCAUCAAUGAGAAGGGUGAGAUUGAAUGUUGUAGUGCUCUUGAUGAAUCAAAAGAGGGAUUCGAGAUUCGAUACUGUGUAGAGCCGAAACUUCAUGCCUGGCUUCAGAAAUGGAAUCUUCAGUUUGGCUGCCCCAACUCCAUCUAUUUCUUACCAAAUGCCAUUCAGGUUUCUCUGACAAGGCACCCAAAGUGUAAAAAAGUUUCAACCUGGCUGUUGUCCUAUGCAGGUGUAAGAGCUUGCUCUGUAUUUGAAUAUAGCUCAAAGCUUUGUAAUUACAUAUCACAUGAAGGAAAGUUAGAUAACGUGGUUAUGUUGUCUCACUUUCUCUAUCACUGUAAACUUAAGAGUUUCUUAAUGGACUCUGAAAUGUCAUCAAUCUUCCAAUUGAUGCCUAUCAUUGAUGGCUCUGGCACUGUAAGAGUGCAAAGAACUGAAACGCUUGUCAUGGCAUCUGGAAGUAAGUGGGUUAAGUUAUUUGGACCAAGUAAUCCGUUUAUACAAGAAAAUUUUGUUGACAUAUCGGAAACUUAUGCUGCAAAUGGUGAGUUUGCUGGAGAAAAUACUCCUGAUAAGUUGCUUCUCAGCUUUCUGAUAUUGCAUGGCAGAGCACGAGAUUUGCCUGAGAUAUCACUCCCAAAUUUGCCUCUUCAAGUAGCAUCUUCACAAAUGACCAGCGAACAGGCUUUCUUGCUGCUGGACUGGAUCAGGUUUCACAGAACCAGGGGUACAAACAUGCCAGAAAGGUUUAUCGAGAGCAUCCGUUCUGGCAAGUGGAUGAAGACAAAAACUGGAGUCAAUUGUCCAAGCAACUGCACAAUCCCAAAUCAAAACGGAAAGGAACUAUUUGAACUAAUGAAGGACGUUGUUAGUGGUUUUGCCAUCGUGGACGAGGAUUUUUAUGAUGAUCAGAUUGGUUUAUAUAUAGAUGAGCUGAAAUUUCUUGGUGUUCAAUGUGGUGUAGAUGGUGUGCAGAAUAUUGUCAUGGAUCGAUUCAAGCUUCUGGCUUCUUCAACAAUGGAAAGAGAGAGAGCAUUAUCUCUUCUUUUAUUCAUCGGCUUCUUGAAAGAAAGGAAAAUGCUAGAUGAGCAAUGGUUAUACACUAUGAGUCAUGCAAGAUGGCUGAAGACUUGUAAAUGUUAUGCUGCUCCUAGGAAUGCUGUGUUUUUCAAAUCAGAAACAGAAGCUGAAGCUGCAAAUGUGGUAACAAGUCUGCAAGUUGUUGAUGUGAAGUUCUAUGGAGGUAAACUUUAUUGCUUUCUGGAUGAACUUAGGCUCCUAGGUCUCCAAUCUGAAUUGGAGGUAUAUUCACUGGCCAUGGAGAAGUUUACUUUUCCAGCAAAUCCUUUAUGCCUGACUUCCAAUUGUGGCCUCUUCAUACUUAAUUGCAUAAGAAAUACAAAGUCUUCAGCUACAUCCUUCAUGGAGAAGGUAUGUGGUACUCCAUGGUUUAAAACAAGCACCGGCUUUAAAUGCCCCUCAGCCACGAUCCUUCAUAAACCCGAUUGGGCCUGUUUGCUGAAGAUCGUCAGUGUUCCAAUAAUAGAUGAGGCUUUCUAUGGGAAUGAAAUUCGAAUGUAUAUGGAUGAACUUAAAGCUAUUGGAGUUGCUAUUGAACUUGGAGAUGUGUUGAAGAUACUAGUCAAUGAAUUGAAGACCCUCUUGUCCUUACCAGUUGCAUCGGAUCAUUUGAUAAGACUGCUGCAUUGUAUUACAGAGUUGAAGAAAGAAACCCCUUCAAUGUUAGCUGAUUUGUGUGAAUGUUUAAGCAAGGAGGAAAUACUGAGAACUCGUCAUGGACACAAAAAGCCGGGAGAAUCAAUUCUUUUCAAUUCGAAGUGGGCGUGUAUUUCAUUGUUUGUGGAUCUUCCUCUCAUUGAUGAUUCUUACUAUGGGAUCGAGAUAUAUGGUCUGAGAGAUGAACUGAAGAUGUUGGGUACAUUGAGUAGCUUGGAAGAAGGUGCUAUAUAUGUUGCUAGAGGGCUCACCAAGCCAGUUGAUCAAGGACUUAUGACAGCUGAAGGCACACUUUUCUUGCUACAAUGCUUGAAAAUAUUGAUGGUUGAUGAGAAAGCUCAUCCUUUUCUCAACACAUUCAUUGAUAAUAUGAUGAAAAGUGAGCUCCUUAUGACAAGCCGUGGGUAUAAAUUGCCGAAUGAUUGUAUCCUUUUUCACAGUGCUUGGAAGGAGAUGCUUGAGCUGACAGAUGCUACUUUCAUUGAUGAUAGAUACUAUGGAACUGAUAUGUCUAUUUUUAUCCAUCAACUGAAAAAAAUUGGUGUUAAGGUUGAUAUUGAGGAGGUCUGCUCGGCUCUUUCAAUCUCCCUUCCCUUGAUUUCUGAAACUCCUACCAUAAAACGAAUAUAUUGUUUUCUCAAGGAAUUCAAUUGGAAACCUAUUUCAUCAGAAUCUACCAAUUUACAGGUCUGGAUUCCUACUAAAGAUUCAUCCAGCGACGGAAUGUGGGUUGACUCCAAGCUCUGUGUCCUUCACGACAAGGCCCAUCAUUUUGCUCCUAUACUAUAUUGUUUGGAAUCAUAUUAUGAUAGAGAGUUGCUCCCUUUCUUGAGCAAUGCUUUUCAUGUCAUAGAAUAUCCUUCAAUAUGUCACUUCUUGCAAAUAUGGAGCCUAUGGGAGUCCAGGGAGACCCAUGAAAUCUUGGAAGCUGAAUGUUGUUUCUUUUGGGGUUAUAUUCUCAAAAACUGGAAUCAGGAGAUGGAGGAUACUCUUAAGAGCAAGUUGACCAAGGUACCUGCAUCAUUGCCAAAUGGGAGUAUUCUUCUAGUGAUCAAAGAUAAUGUGUUUGUUGCUGAUAAUCUAUGGCUGAAAAAGAUGUUUCUGGAAUCUGAAGAUUCGCCUUUAUUUGUGUGGCAAUCUAAGAGUAAUGUGUUCUCUACUGUUUCCCCAUCAAGAUUAUGUGCAGUCUACUGUGCUCUUGGAGUGAAGAAACUUUCAGACUCUGUGAAAUGUAGUGUGAAGAUUAUGCCAUCUUUAGAUCGACCUAGUAAAGAUGAUCUGAAGAACAAGCUCAUCGUGAAAGGUCUUCUAAAAAUAAUAUUGGGUUUCCUUGCCUGCAGGAUUCACAUGCCCACCAAGCAGAGGCACGAACUGGUGAAUUCCUUGCUCAGCCUAUCUGUUCUUGAGAAUGAUGAGAACAUACGAGUCUCGUAUAAAUUGCUCCUGAAAGACGAGAGAUGUCUUGAGAGAGAAGUGGUGAAGUUGGUUCACUGGGACAAGAGAAACCAACUGUUAUUCAUCGACGGGGCAUUUAUUAAAUAUAAGAAGGCUAGUGCAGAGUUUGUCAAUAUCUUUGCUGCAGAAAUCGCUGCAGGCUUACUGCAAGAGGACAUAACUUCUGUUGUUAAUGACCUGCGGAAUCUGAUCCAGAUGGGUUUUCUGUUUGAGUUUCAAGAGCACUCAGUUCAAUUUAUGCUUACCAUAGAGAAUAUUGAGGUUUUAGUGGAAGAUGAGGAGUUUCUUGCUGCUGCAUUUCCUGUUGCUAGAGGUUCAUCUGCUUCAGGUAUUAGGAAACGGGCUUCUACUCAGAGGGAGGUAUUGGCUCCUUUGACACCAAGUAUUUCCAAACAAGUAAAGAGAAGAAGAUCAAAUUUAGACAAGAUAGCUCCCAUAGGUACAAAGAAAGGCAAAUCAGAAUCCAAUUCAUUGCCCCCUGUAAGAAAAAUAAUAAUAAAAAAGACUCCAAUUUCAAGAAAGGUCAAGCUGUCAUCUAAGAUAAAAGUGGAAGCUGAAGAACCUAUUGGUAAGCCGUGAAUGUGAAAGAUCAUCCUUUUUUUGGGAGUUAUAAUGGACGUGGAGUGUGAUGGCCUCCAUCAGAGUAAGGUGUGAUGCUUAACAACUCUCAUUCGACUUUCUGCAAGGGAUAAAAUCUCAUGCAACUUAUUUUGUUUCGGCGCGAGAACUUAGUUUACUUAUUCUUCCAUCCGAAUUGUCAUGUUGUUAUUGUAGUGAACUUAGGAAUACACUAAUCCGUCAUCGAUCAGCUAGCUUUUGUAAUGCCAAUUUGCAAGCGACUUGUGAAGCAGUUUUUGCGACUUGUAGAAGAUCUGACAGUAGAGCAUUUGGCAUGUCUUCGAGCAUCAAGAGACUCACGGUCAUGUUCUCUUCAGUUUCUGUUUGAUAGUAGUUCUUUUGGAGGUCUGAAUGUAUGUAAAACAAAAUUCCAUGGUGAUAGUGGACUCAUUUAAUUCUAGUGUAACAUUGUGUUUUGGACAAAUUUUACCAAGGCAUCAAUUUGCCUAUGAAAAGAGGCCAUUGAUCUUAGUAACUCAAUUGAAGUAUAAAAUUGUUUA
Messenger RNA from Beta vulgaris subsp. vulgaris (sugar beet), 6143 nucleotides. RefSeq lists its product as uncharacterized. Lineage: Eukaryota; Viridiplantae; Streptophyta; Magnoliopsida; Caryophyllales; Amaranthaceae. The record is from RefSeq and is a predicted model, not a curated record. The coding region runs from base 160 to 5604 and encodes 1814 amino acids. The transcript has 6 exons.